UGUUUCCAAAAAACAUUCUGUCUUUUAUCGUCAACACAUAUGUUCUCGCAUCCCUCCUCGUGAAGCUCAGCCAAUCACCGCGAGAUCGCCCGCACGACGUCACAUUCCGCAGUUAGUCGAGCCCAAGCCGGCUAGCGAUAAUGCACGAUAUACUUGCGACCAUGCGACGCUCCAAACUGCUCCUGUUUCAUCUCCUAAUAUUCUGUCUUCUUUCGAGAAUUCACUGUGAAGUUUCGGAAAACGAGAUUCCCCUUGAUGAAUCACCUGACGUGAAAAUUGAGAAUUCAGCGGGAGACGAGAUAGAACCGGCCGUGGAAGAUGCUGGAGAUGAAUCUCGCGAUGCUAGAGAGGAGGAAGUGAAUGAAGUGGAGGAAAUCGAGAGACUUGUUCCGGAUUUUGAAAAUAUGACCUUGGAGGGUGUUUAUAGAGCCGCUGUUAAUACUUAUCUCGAUGAACAUUGGGACGAGUGUAUCAUUGGAUUCAACCAUUUUCUUCAAAGAUACAAAUCCUUCAGAAAUGCUGUAAUUAAUUGCCGAAAGAAUUGCCGCGUGGAAGCAUCAGAAGCUUCUCCAAUUUUCGCUGAGAACGUAGAAGAUCUGCACUUCUAUGAGAAAAAAAUUCGCGAAACUUUGUGCCUGCUAAACUGCCAUCAAGAUUACCGAGACAUUGCAGGUCCACAGGCCCUCAAGCGCCUCUCCAAGGACAUGGAGACUGAAAUUCUGGGACUAAAGCCCUAUGAGUACCUCCACAUCUGCUAUUAUCAGAAAAAUCGGUUCCAAGAAGCUGCUAGUGCACUCUUCACGUAUAUGACGGUCCAUCCACAGCACGAGAUGAGUGCAAAGAACCUCCGUUAUUACUUAACUUUGAAGGAAGUUGAUGAAAAUAAGGUGAAAAAUUUAGAAAUGUCACCUUUUCUGAAGUAUUACAUGAAAGCUGUGAAGGCUUACGAGGAGAAAUUCUAUGAAGACGCUGUGGAGAACUUCGAGAAGUCUUUGGAGUUGUAUAUGAAGUCUGAGGAUGAGUGUAGGCUGUACUGUGAGGGCUCCUUCGAGCAAGGAUGGUAUCCAGAGUUUACUUCUUCAAUAGCAAAUCAUUUCACGUACUGUUUAAAAUGUAAAAGACUGUGUUCUCAAUUGCUGAACAACUUCAAUGGAGACUAUCAGAAGGACCUUCUACCCAGCCACUACAACUACUUACAAUUUGCCUAUUACAAGUUGGGCGAGAUCAAGAGCACUUGUCGUGCUGUUGAGAGUUACCUGCUCUUCUACCCCGCUGACGAAACAAUGCUGAAUAAUCAAGAGUACUAUAAGAAAUUACCAAAGGUGGAGGACCAACAGGAUGAGUUCUUCAGUCCACGUCCGGAAGCGGUUAAAUAUGUUAAGCGCCAAGAGUACGAAUUGGGAAUUCUCCGAUAUAUCGCUGAUGAAUUCGCCGCCAUUGACGCUAGAAUAUCGGAUGCAAAAAAUUCGGACGCUUAUAACGAGAAGACGAAGGAACAUCUCUCAUUCCCACACGAGUUCACCAACGAAUCGAGGGCGGGAAACAUGAGUCAACAGAAGGGAGGAUCGAAUUAUUGGCGGGAAUCACAAACUGGAGUAAUCCGAGGGAUAAAGGUCGUUGCAAGUGAGAAGGAAUUGAAAGGAAAGCAGAGAUACCUGGCCGAGGGACUUCUGAGAGCACAACAAUGCAAAUCUCUUAUACAGCUAGCGGAGGCCGCGGCAGUUGAAGGCGAUGGAUAUGCUCAUAACAAGAGUCCUCACUCCAAAUUCGAGAGGUUCGAAGGCCUCACAGUGGGCAGAACAGCUCUGAUGGUUUACCUCGGUCUCCUCGAGCCCGUCCACUUGGACCUCUUCCUCCGAGCCACUGAGCUCGCCCGCAGCCACGUCGAAGAAUAUUUCGAUCUUCCUCAAUCCCUCUACUUCACAUACACCCACUUGGUGUGCCGCUCGGCCCUCCCUGGAUUAUCGUCGAAUGGAUCGACAUUCAGUCACCAGAUUCACGCAGACAAUUGCCUGGCGGUUAGAGAAGGUGUCUGUCUCCACCAAAAUCCAGCAUUUACCUGGAGAGACUACUCAGCCAUUGUCUACCUGAACGAUGACUUCGAGGGCGGUGAGUUUGUCUUUUCAGCAGAUCCUAUGGCUAAGAUCAUCGAGAGCAGAGUGCAGCCAAAGUGCGGACGCAUGGUUGCAUUCUCCGCCGAUGGAAAAAACCUCCACGGAGUUAAAGGAAUCAAAAAAGGGAAGAGAUGUGCUCUAGCUCUAUGGUUUACUCUGGAUGAGAGGUACAUAGAGAGCGAGAGGAGGCUGGCCCAUGUAAUUCUGGACAGGGUCUAUUUAAAAGGCCCCGUUAAAGUUGAGAGGGGCUUUUCCAUCCCUCGAAAUUACGAGAGAACGCUAUUGGAAAAAUUUCAGAAGGACGCAGUUCUUAAACUACUUAUGUCAUCGUCCUAGUGCUACUUUAUCGUGAGGGGAAAAUUUAGUAUUACUGUUCGUUGUGGAUGUUCACUUAGUUGUAGCUAGAAUUUAAGGAUUUGUAGCGUCGAUACUGGGGAGUAUUUUUUGUACAUUACUGAGUGCUGGACACUCGAGAACAAAUACAUUUCGAUAAUUCAUGGCGACAAAGAG
Diachasmimorpha longicaudata is the source of this 2624-nucleotide messenger RNA. RefSeq names its product prolyl 3-hydroxylase 2-like. Gene Ontology annotation, biological process: collagen metabolic process; collagen fibril organization. Gene Ontology annotation, cellular component: endoplasmic reticulum. The record is from RefSeq and is a predicted model, not a curated record. The transcript has 10 exons. The coding region runs from base 141 to 2450 and encodes 769 amino acids. Lineage: Eukaryota; Metazoa; Arthropoda; Insecta; Hymenoptera; Braconidae. Gene Ontology annotation, molecular function: iron ion binding; collagen binding; oxidoreductase activity, acting on paired donors, with incorporation or reduction of molecular oxygen.